Molecule: messenger RNA, 6604 nt
Organism: Pseudophryne corroboree (corroboree frog)
Lineage: Eukaryota; Metazoa; Chordata; Amphibia; Anura; Myobatrachidae
Gene: NRCAM
Product: neuronal cell adhesion molecule
Exons: 32
Coding region: 478-4383 (1301 amino acids)
Biological process (GO): axon guidance; brain development; cell-cell adhesion
Cellular component (GO): plasma membrane; axon
Molecular function (GO): cell-cell adhesion mediator activity
Source: RefSeq, a predicted model, not a curated record
CCUGUCUCCUCUCCCCGUGCAGGUGGGCGGGCGCGCGCCUCGCUGUUGCGGGUCUGGCUGAUGCCCUGCGCGCUCCCGCUUCUUGGAGGGAGCCGGGCGUCGGGGGCGCGCUGAGGAUGCUGCUGCUGGUCUGAUCUGAAGCUGCGGAUAGAGAGAGGCUGCUGCUGCUGAGUGAGAGUGUGUGUGAGCGGCGCUCCGGCGGACAGAGCAGCAUCACAUACACCCCGCAUCCUCCUAGCCGGCAGCGGAGCUGAGCAUCCUGCAGCAGAGUUUUCAAAAGACUUCAAUAUCUCUCUCUUGGAUUGUCAGCCUGCAGGGUGAUUCCAGUACUAUGGAUUUUUUUUGCUAAGUUUGAGCACAGCUUCUAUCAUUGCUCCCGUCUUCAUGACACUUGGUUGCAUAUUGUGAGGGAAUCUGUUGUGUUAAGAAGAAAGGCUUCUUUCUCUCAGCAGGAGUACACUAAGGCAGCUUAAAAUAAUGCAGAAGAAAAGAUUAUUCUCAAGCAGAGCUUCUUUGGCUCUUGUCUUGUGCCAAGUGAUUAUAGCACUGGAAGUGCCACUUGACCCAAAUCUUCUAGAGCAAUUACCACAGCCUCCAACUAUAACUCACCAGUCUCCGAAAAACUAUGUUGUGGAUCCGAGGGAGAACAUUUUGAUUCAGUGUAAAGCAAAAGGGAAGCCCCCGCCCAGCUUUUCGUGGACUCGCAAUGGCACCCAUUUUGACAUAGAAAAAGAUCCUUUGGUGACAAUGAAGCUCAACUCAGGAACCCUUGAAAUAAAUAUAAUGAAUGGAGGAAAGGCAGAGGCUUAUGAAGGGGAAUACCAGUGCUCUGCCAAAAAUGACCGUGGGACUGCGGUCUCAAACAAUAUUGUUGUCCGACAGUCUAGGUCACCACUCUGGACCAAAGAGAAAAUUGAGCCCAUUGUAAUCCAGCAGGGUAUGCCUCUGGUCUUACCAUGCAAACCUCCACGGGGUUUACCACCGCCUAUUAUAUUCUGGAUGGACAACUUCUUCCAGCGCUUGCCUCAGAAUGGAAGGGUUUCACAAGGUCUAAAUGGUGAUCUUUAUUUCUCAAAUGUCCAACCAGAGGACACUCGAGAUUUUUACAUCUGUUAUGCAAGAUUUAACCUUACUCAGACUAUCCAUCAGAAGCAACCCAUUUCCUUAAAGGUUUUGACAAUGGAUUCUUUGAAUGAAACUAUAGCUGCUAAUUUAACUGACACUGAUUUUUAUGGUGAUAGUCCAGUUGAUAACAGAAGUCCGACUUUUUUGGUUCCAACCGGCCAUAGAAGUAAUAAAACGGUGUUAAGAGAGGAAGUUCUUAUGCUGGAAUGUAUCGCUGAAGGACUACCUACACCAGAAAUACGCUGGAGUAAAGAAGGAGCCGAGUUGCCUAGUAACAGAGUUUUUUAUGAAAAUUUUAAUAAAACCCUAAAGAUAAUUGAUGUGUCAGAAGCAGACGCUGGCAAAUAUAGAUGCACAGCCCAAAAUAUCAGAGGUUCCAUACACCAUAUCAUAACAGUUACUGUCAAAGCUGCUCCUUACUGGAUCACUGCACCUAGGAAUCUCGUAUUGUCGCCAGGAGAGGAUGGGACAUUGAUCUGCAGAGCUAAUGGGAAUCCUCCUCCAACUAUUACAUGGUUAAUAAAUGGAGUUGCAAUUGAGUUGGCUCCCAAUGAUCCUAGUAGGAGGGUAGUUGGUGAUACAGUUAUAUUUACCAAGGUGCAGGAACGAGCCAGCGCAGUCUUCCAGUGCAACACCUCUAAUAUAUAUGGCUACAAGUUGGCAAAUGCAUUUGUGAAUGUACUAGCGGAAAAGCCACGGAUUCUAUCAUCACAAAAGGUUUAUCAAGUAAUUGCUAAUAGGGCUGCUUUGUUAGACUGCCCAUUUUUUGGAUCACCUGUUCCUAAUAUAGAAUGGUUUAAAGGCAAGCAAACCAGUAUUCUGCAUGGAAAUGGGUACGUCUUCCAUGAAAAUGGGACGUUAGAAGUACCAGUUGCACAAAAAGACAGCAAUGGCCCAUAUACCUGUAUAGCAAGAAAUAAAUUAGGAACAGCUGAAAAAACUGUUCAACUGGAAGUCAAAGAUCCUACUAUGAUUAUUUCUCAGCCAGAAUACAAGGUUAUUCAGAAACAUGGCAGCGCAUCCUUUGAAUGCAAAGUUAGGCAUGAUCCAACGCUGGAACCAGAGGUGUUAUGGCUGAAGGAUAAGAGUGACCUUGCCAUUGAUGAGAGAUACACUCUUGAUAAGGAACGUUUGAUUAUAAAGAAUGUAACAGAAAAUGAUGAAGGCACUUACACUUGUGUUGCAAACACUACCUUGGACAGCGUCUCAGCUAGUGCCAUGCUCACUGUAGUUGCAGCUACUCUGCCACCACCUGUAAAGAACGAUCGCCCAGACGCACCUUCGGAUUUGGAAUUGACUGAUGCUCUUGAAAGAAGUGUGCAGCUCUCGUGGGUGCCAGGAGAUGACAAUAACAGCCCUAUCACGGAAUUUAUCAUCGAGUAUGAGGAUGCCAUGCGAGAACCUGGAGUAUGGCACAUCCAGACCAAGGUCAGUGGUACACAGGCCACAGCCACUCUCACCCUAUCUCCAUAUGUCAACUACUCCUUCCGUGUCAUUGCUGUUAAUGAAAUUGGACGGAGUGACCCAAGUGAAUCAUCUGAACGUUAUAGGACAAAGGCAGCAGAGCCUGAUACAAGUCCAUCCGGUGUUAGAGGAAUAGGUACAGAGCCAGACAACUUGGUAAUCACCUGGAAACCUAUGAAAGGCUUUGAUUCUAAUGGACCUGGUCUUCAAUACAAAGUGAGCUGGAGGCAGAAAGACGUUGAUGAGGAAUGGACAUCUGUCACAGUUGCAAAUGUUUCCAAAUAUAUAGUGUCUGGCACUCCGACCUUUGUUCCAUAUGAAGUGAAGGUUCAAGCUUUAAAUGAUCUUGGGUAUGCUCCAGAUCCCACUAUUGUCAUUGGACAUUCUGGAGAAGACCUUCCAAUGAUUGCUCCUGGUAACGUUGAGGUGGAUGUCAUUAAUACCACUUUAGUAAAGGUUCAGUGGGAUUCUGUCCCUCUGACAUCUGUCCGGGGUCAUCUACAAGGAUACCGGGUCUACUACUGGAAAGCACAGAAUCCACUGAACAGGAAUAGGAGGCAUCUAGAAAAAUGGAUGCUCACCUUUGCUGGAAACAGGACCCAUGGAAUGCUCCCUGGGUUAUUACCCAAUACCAACUACUUUCUCAAUGUCAGAGUGGUCAAUGGGAAAGGGGAGGGUCCUUCCAGCAAGGAUAAAUACUUUGAGACCCCAGAAGGAGUUCCCGGUAUGGCGGUUUUACAUAUUACUCAUCAAACUCCUGAGUCAUUAACUUUGACAUGGAGCCCACCUGUACAUCCAAAUGGGGUCCUGACACAGUAUACUCUGAAGUACCAGUCAAUAAAUGCCACACAUGAACUAGGCCCACCAGUUGAACUUACAAUCCCUGCAAAUGAGUCAAGUUAUGUUUUAAAAAACUUAAACCAAAACACGAGGUACAAGUUUUACUUUUAUGCGCACACUGCUGUGGGACCUGGCAGCCAAAGCACCCAGGAAGCUAUAACUGCUAUGGAUGAAGGUAAGAUGGAACCCUUUUUUGCCACUUCUACUGUCAUGCACAAUGUUCAUACAACGUACUACAGGGCUCAACCAGUAAUUCCACUGAUCAAGAAUGUCACUGCUGCGGAAACAUCAGCCACUAUCCUGUGGAAUUUUGAGAAUCCAGAUGUCAAGCUCUAUGUUAAAUAUGUAGAAAUGAGCAAAGAAGACUGGAAGGAGGAAUCUGUAAAUGGUACUCGGAGCGUCUUUGUAUUAAAAGGUUUAUCUCCUGGGACAUCAUAUAUAGUUCGGGUUUAUUCUGAUGAUCACACAGAUAUGUAUUCAGAAGAAACAUUUCAUACAGGUCCAGCCAUGGCCAGUCGACAAGUGGACAUUGCUACACAGGGAUGGUUUAUUGGUCUGAUGUGUGCUGUGGCCCUCCUUAUAUUAGUUUUGUUGAUUGUUUGUUUUAUACGAAGAAAUAAAGGUGGAAAAUAUCCAGUUAAAGAAAAGGAAGAUGCCCAUGCAGACCCUGAAAUCCAGCCAAUGAAAGAGGAUGACGGAACAUUUGGGGAAUAUAGUGAUGCAGAGGAUCAUAAACCUCUUAAAAAAGGAAGUCGGACUCCCUCAGACAGAACUGUGAAAAAAGAAGACAGUGAUGACAGUUUAGUUGACUAUGGAGAAGGAGUAAAUGGGCAAUUUAAUGAAGAUGGCUCCUUUAUUGGACAAUACAGUGGUAAAAAAGAAAAAGAACCCGUAGAAGGCAAUGAAAGUUCAGAGGCUCCGUCUCCAGUCAACGCCAUGAAUUCCUUUGUCUAGUCACCAUCAAGUGGUCAUAUUCUCUUUUGCAAACUGCCACGUUCCAUUCAAUGCACUCAGUUAUUAUUCGUGAUUAUGUGGAUAUUCACAGGAUGCGGAGGCAUAUUCAUACAUUCAACAGUACUUUCAGAUCACAAUCUCUUGUAAAUGGUACAACAGUAUAUGUCAGUGUGAUUGUACAACAUUGCCAUCUCUUUGUUCAGGACAUAAUUGUUUUUAACAAUGUUCAGGAACUGACUCUAAAUCUACAAUGUAGCAAAAUGAUUCAUAAUCCUAUUUCCUAUAUGAAAACUAUAAAUGCAUGAAAUGGUAAACAUUUCACAUACCAAGCGAUGUAUGUAAGCCAUGGUUUGUUCCUUUGUAAUGCAGUCCUUGGUCCGACGCCUGGGUAUAGAAUCCGUUUCCCUCAUCAGUAUUAUAUUAUUGUUACAGUGUGUAGAGCUUCAAUGUCUACGUAAGUGGACAUUGCUGGUGAAGUUGGUGAGUUUAUUGUAUACUAUACCAUGUCUUUUUUAAAAGACUACAAAAUAAAUUACAUACAGUAUAUAUAUAUAUAUAUAUAUAUAUAUAUAUAUGCUAAAUAAUUUAGUAUGACACAUGUAUUCGCUGAGGCUUACUCAGAUCCAAAAUAUGCUCUUGGCACCUAUUAUUUUAUAACCUCUCAACAUAUAAAGUGUUACACGUACUGUGUUGUAAUUUGUACUCUGUGUAAAAAGCAGUUUAUUUAGGUUCCACAGUGAUUAGCUUUGCAAUGCAUUCUGGGAUUUGUAUUUUCACAGUCACUGAGGGGCCGGUGGAAUGCCCCAUUGUCUUCAUGAACCCACACGCAUACUGUUCAGUGCCUUUAUUUGAUAUGCAUUCCAUGGUGCACUGCUCUGCUGGAUAAGUUGGCACAGUACCCAGUCAUACUGGUGAACUACAGUAUCACGAUUGCCAAAAAUGUAAAUUUUGUAAAUGAUAAAGAAGUUAUGAAAAAACAUUAUACUCAAAUGGAAAAGAAUCUUCUCUAUUGUAAAUUGCAAUAGCCUAGAUGCUGCAGGUAUACAGUUCACUGAUAUUUAUAUGAACAGCCGCAAGUGCAUAGCACUAAUAGUGACCGCACUCGGCUUGCAGUGACCCUCACACCUCUUAUAGAUAAGGCUGCUGAUUGGUUUAUCGGUAAGCAUCUGCACAACACCUUGUCAGAAAUGUAUCCUAGGUUCCCGCAAGAAACAAGAAUAAAAUCCUGCAAAAGAGAACGCUGCUAACAAAGAUUUAGUAGAGACGGAUAGCUAUCAUCCGUGACAAAAUAUAUUUAUCUUGAUUAUCUAAACUAUUCCAAUACUGUGGUUUAGCUUCAUAUGAAAUUAUAUAACAGCCUAUGGUUGAAGCAAUGCUCAGUUUCAUUUGCCAAUAAAUUGCAUUUUCAUAACUUGCAUCAAGUUUAAUUUUAAGUAAGCUUUUAUAUGUAGAUAUUUUGUUCAAUUUGUAAAUAUACAGAAAUAUUAGAUGCUUUAUGCUUCUAGAUGUUACAAAGAAAUAAAGCAAAGGUUAUGUUGUACUGUGUAAGAAGAGAUAUAGCCUGUGGAGUGCAUGGUAUUUUUAAGGCAUAUACUUAAAUGCAUAUAUUUUGCUGUGAAAAUGACAUAGUGAACUAUUGUUCUUACUGCAGACAUCCUUACCUUGUGCCAGUAUGUUAUAUUUUGUCAUCCCUCCUCUUAGAAACUUCCGACUAAAGCACAAGUUUGGUAGCUGUGUACACACUCCUGUUCCUCACCGCACCUGCAUUCUCUGCAUUCUGUUUGUCCUCGGUCCCAGAAAUCCAACCACUUUUGGUGUAUUGGUGGGACCUGAAGAUGUGCAAAUAAAUUAUCCAAAUGAAAUGUCAAAGCACAAUAAGACGAUAUCUGGAGAGAAAAAUAUGCUUUAGUAGGUUAUUGGUGGCUGCGAUGGUCUUUUAUCAAGGGAGAAUCACUGUGACAUAAUUCUGUGUUGUGUCAAUUUAUAUAGCAGAAGGUGUGUCUGCUUGUCAGGGUUCCAUAUCUGCAUUCAUAGAGAUGCUAUAAGCUUCAUAUUGUGGCUCAGCUUUAUAAUUGACACUAGAGAGCAUGAGAAUUGUGCCUUAUUCCUUGAUCAACGACCUCCAGACGAGCUAACACAAGUGUGCAUGUUUUGGGUCACUUGCCGACACUCUUGUGUAAAACCAACAUUUUGUAUAUUAAUAAAUGUAUUAAAAUUUCAA